AGGCGCCUAGAAGAGGUUUUCGGUCGGCCAUCUUCAGAGAUGUGUAGUUCGGUGUCGCUGGAGUCAGAUCCUCCGAGUCUCCUGGAGUUUUCCACUGAGGUCCGGGAACAGUCCGUAGUCGAGAGGAUGGACUCUCUGUCUGAAGUAGCUCAACAAACAGAGAGACGCGAUGAUGACGGAGCCGAGAAGCCACGACAAGAAGAUGCAAAGCAGCGGGAAGAGACGACGAGACAAUGACCAGCAAGUGUCUCCAGCGCGGAGCAGACGAGCGACGCGCCGGAGGAGAACGCCGCUGGGCCCCCGGUGAGCUCCUGACCCCCGGCUGCUCACUGGAGCACGUCCUGGCUAUAUGAAUGAGGUUCUCCUCGUCGUGUCCGGACACUUUGUACCUGAACGCGCUCUGCAGCGCCACAAUGAACCAUGCGCGCGCCCGCCGCCGUCUGCUGCUGCGUCACCGAGGAGACGUUUCUUUCCUUUUUUUCCCAGCGGCGGCGCGUCACACCGCCCCGGCGCGUCGCGUCCCCGCCGCUGGAGGAAUGUGCAGACGGCGGGAGGAGGAGGAGGAGGAGGAGGAGGGGUUUACUGACAUCAGCACUGCCGUUCACCACACAGCACCGAGCGGGCUGCCCUGUCUGCUGGACCGGCCACGCCAUCCACCCAUCCAUUCAUCCAUCCAUCCAUCCAUCCAUCUCUGCGCUCUGCUCUGCGGGGUUCGGGAAGAGUCGAAGCGGACGGUUCAGGCACCGAGGCGUCGGCGUGGAGGGGGGCACCGGUGGAGCACCGUCCGUGCGGCUCUAGCGGUUUGCAGGAGCAUCACCGGGACGAGGAGGGGCGACGAGGCAGGACUUCAUUCAGCAGAGUGAACACAGGGGCGCUGUGAAUGAGAAGCCAAAAGUCUGCACUGCAGUGGAUUUCCUCAGGUCUGUGUGUGUGUGUGUGUGUGUGUGACUCCGUACACUUUUUUAAAAAUUAAUAUCAGAAGAUACCGCAGAAGAAGCUUUUUGGGGGUCAAUCGUGUGGAGGUCACCCCGUCCGACAAAAGCUGUGCCGCCCUCCAGCCCCCACCCUCCUCCCGUUACUCUCACACGUCCCAGACGCGGUGUGGUGGUCCGGUCCGUCUCCAUUCACCCACUCAUUCAUCCGGAUCACAGAACCCUGCAGGCCUCAGACUGCAGAGCUGCGACUGAAGUCUGGGGUUCGAAACCGUGGAUUAAAAAAGCCAAAGGGACGUUGAAGUGAAAUCUUCAGGAUUAAAGCGCUGACCGAGCGACUGUUUUUUUGCACUCGGGCGACUUUGGAGGAAGGAGGUGGGACCUGCCCGUCAGGAACGGUUUAGAAUUUCGCCUCAGGGAUCAGAUCUUUAUCGUUUCCACUGCGUCGUCCUCGUCAGCACGACGCAGCAAAUCUCAGGCGCCGCCGCAGGUUUUUCCCACGUUCAGGUUGAGAUUUAGUUUCCUUCAUCUCAGGGAAUUUUCCACGCACAGAGUUUCCGUUUGCUACCUUUCAAGGGUGAUACAAAUUUACUUAAAUCUCAGGCGACACCCUUGUUUUGUUGGUGGUUUUUUUUUCGAAAUCUCUCUAUGACCCCCUGUUGCCAUGGCGUCUGACAGCGUCCAGUACCGCGCCAUCUUCGAGUACAAGAGGGAGCGCGGCGAUGACAUCAGCCUCCAGCCGGGCGACCUGCUCACCGUCCUCAAGGGGGCGGAGUCCCAGGAGGGGGCCGAGCGGAGCCCCCGGGGCUGGCUGCACGGCACCAACGAGCGGACCAAGGAGAAGGGGGACUUCCCGGGGACCUUUGUGGAGUACGUCGGAGCGCUGAGGGUUGUCGGACCUCCCGCGGCAAAGUCCUGGCCCAGGCCCGUGCCGCCGACGCCCGGAGGGCAACAGACCGGCGUGGGGCCUCCGCCGCCGGGAGCAGCUGCUGCUUCAGGUGUGGAGGCGGAGCCUCUGUCCGACGCGGCUCCCGUGGUCGUUUGGCGACUCGUCGAGGCCGUCGACAAACACGGUUUGAACGUGGAGCCUCUGUAUCGAGCUCCGUCGGCGUCCGGUGGACCCGCGGAGCUGCGACAGGCUCUGGACUCAGAUCCGGCCUCGGCGGAUCUGGACCAGUACGACGUGGCGUCGCUGACUGACGCGCUCAGAGGUUUCCUGCAGGACCUGAACGCCCCCGUCAUCCCUGCCUCGGUCUACAGCGAGCUGGUCUACACUGCUCAAGAGAGUGCGGGUGUGGAGGAGUGCGGCGAGCGGCUGAAGAGGAUCCUGGACUCGCCCAGCGUCCCUCGGGCCAACCACCAGCUGCUGCUCCACCUCAGCAGACACCUGGCCCGGGUCGGACAGCGCAACCCGGCCGGCCCCCGGCUGCUGGGACAGGCCUUCGCCGAGGUCGUCUUCAGGCUCUGUCCUCUCAGUGCCGACGUGAACCCGGAGCAUCACGUCAGGAUCCUGGAGGCUCUGAUUGCAACAGGUGGUCUGGUGGAGAUGCAGGCAGCGCCAGCUCUUCCUCCAAAGCCGGCGAAGCCGCAGCAGCAGACGACGCCGUCCUCGGUCGGAGGAGGAGGCGGCGGCGGCGGUGGCGGCAACAACAACGACACCAAGGACGUAGGAGCAGACGGUUCACUGCAGGAGGCCGAGUGGUACUGGGGAGACAUUUCCAGGGAGGAGGUGAACGACAAACUCCGAGACAUGCCCGACGGCACCUUCCUGGUCCGGGACGCUUCCACCAAGAUGCAGGGCGACUACACGCUCACGCUGAGGAAAGGGGGCAACAACAAGCUGAUCAAGAUCUACCACCGCGACGGGAAGUACGGCUUCUCCGACCCGCUGACGUUCGGCUCCGUGGUGGAGCUCAUCAGCCACUACAGACACGAGUCGCUGGCCCAGUACAACACCAAGCUGGACGUCAAGCUGGUGUACCCCAUCUCCCGCUUCCAGCAGGACCAGCUGGUGAAGGAGGACAACAUCGACGCCGUCGGGAAGAAGCUCCAGGAAUACCACAAUCAGUACCAGGAGAAGAGCAAAGAGUACGACAGACUGUACGAAGAGUACACCAAGACGUCGCAGGAGAUCCAGAUGAAGCGGACGGCCAUCGAGGCCUUCAACGAGACCAUCAAGAUCUUCGAGGAGCAGUGUCACACGCAGGAGCGCUACAGCAAGGACUACAUCGAGCGCUUCCGCCGCGAGGGCAACGACAAGGAGAUCGAGCGCAUCAUGAUGAACUACGAGAAGCUCAAGUCCCGGCUCGGCGAGAUCCACGACAGCAAGGUGCGGCUGGAGCAGGACCUGAAGACGCAGGCCAUGGACAACCGCGAGACGGACAAGAAGAUGAACAGCCUGAAGCCCGACCUCAUACAGCUGCGCAAGAUCAGGGACCAGUAUCUAGUCUGGCUCAAUCACAAAGGAGUUCGUCAGAAACGAAUUAACGACUGGCUGGGAAUCAAGAAUGAGAACACUGAUGAAGGCUACUUUGUGAGCGAGGAGGACGAGAACCUGCCCCACUGCGACGAGAAGAGCUGGUUCGUGGGCGACCUGAACCGGACGCAGUCGGAGGAGCUGCUCCUCGGGAAGCCGGACGGAGCCUUCCUCAUCCGGGAGAGCAGCAAGAAGGGCUGCUACGCCUGCUCUGUGGUGGUGGAGGGCGAGGUGAAGCACUGCGUCAUCUACAGCACGCCGCGGGGCUUCGGCUUCGCCGAGCCCUACAACCUGUACGGCAGCCUGAAGGAGCUGGUGCUCCACUACCACCAGACGUCGCUGGUGCAGCACAACGACUCGCUCAACGUCCGCCUCGCAUUCCCCGUCUACGCACAGAUGCCCUCCGGACGCAGAUGAACCCCACCCGCCCGCUCACGCUCCCCCCACAUAGACAACAAACCAACCCCCCCCCCCCCCCCCCCCCCCUCCUCUCGCAGGGGGACGGGGGACGGGGGACGGGGGGGAGAGAGUGACGUCGGGAUCGGUUGAAGUACGAAGUCACCAGACCCGUAAAAAACAAACCAUAGAUAGAAACACUUGCUGCAACACACACGUCAGCCACCUUGGAGUUUAUAUAUUUUUACAAGAACAAUUUUUCGGAGGGCAUUCUUUCUAAAGACUGCUUGAUUUUGCACAAGGAAGUUUUAAAUGUUUUUGUGAAUGUGAAGAAGAAGAAGAAGAAGAAGAAGAAGAAAAAAAUUUACGCGACAGAGGGAAGGAAGGAAAAAACGGAGUAGGCAACUUCAGAGUUUCAGGUUGACCCCGCUGCUACCUAAACUCCAGCUCAGACUUUUUACUAGAAACUCAGAAAAAAACGUGCGGACGACGACGACGACGACGAAACAUUCCCAUUUUAAAAAACCUUUUCUUUCCUUUUCCCACCUCAGAUGAUUAUAUUACUGCUUUUAAUUUUAUUGUUUGUUUUGUUUCUGGAGUCGUUUUCAUGUUUCAGCCGUUUCCUUUUUGUUUGACUCCUAACGUUGUUUGUGGAUAACGCAAGAGGAGAUGAUGAAGAUGAUGAAGAUGAUGA
Molecule: messenger RNA, 4498 nt
Organism: Scophthalmus maximus (turbot)
Lineage: Eukaryota; Metazoa; Chordata; Actinopteri; Pleuronectiformes; Scophthalmidae
Gene: pik3r3b
Product: phosphoinositide-3-kinase, regulatory subunit 3b (gamma)
Exons: 18
Coding region: 1597-3825 (742 amino acids)
Biological process (GO): insulin receptor signaling pathway; phosphatidylinositol phosphate biosynthetic process
Cellular component (GO): phosphatidylinositol 3-kinase complex
Molecular function (GO): 1-phosphatidylinositol-3-kinase regulator activity; protein binding
Source: RefSeq, a predicted model, not a curated record